This is a messenger RNA of Penicillium manginii, 645 nucleotides long. RefSeq lists its product as uncharacterized. The record is from RefSeq and is a predicted model, not a curated record. Gene Ontology annotation, cellular component: cytosol. The transcript has a single exon. Lineage: Eukaryota; Fungi; Ascomycota; Eurotiomycetes; Eurotiales; Aspergillaceae. Gene Ontology annotation, molecular function: deaminase activity. Bases 1 to 645 code for a protein of 214 amino acids.
AUGGGCCACGGCUAUCCAAUCUGCCUCGAAGCAGACUUUCUACCAUUCUCAUCCCUUGGGACAGACUCUAAUAGCAUCUGCACUUCAUCCAUACCUGCGCAGGCGAGCACAGCUCUAGAGGCUACGCGUGGACGGCAGAUAACAGAAAACAUGAAGAAUGGUACCUGGGACGGCACCAUGGGUCCCAAUGCGCAGGAUGCUUUCAACCUCGGGACUGUGCUUGGAGCGCGGGCUAUCGGCCUUGGAGAUAAAAUCGGGACUCUUACGGUGGGAAAGAAGGCGGACAUUGUGACCUUCCAAGUUCAAACGCCGACAAUGAUUCCUGCCAGUGACGUUAAUCCUAUCGCGGCCAUUAUACUGCACAGCUCAGUGCGAGACGUCCAAACUGUCAUCGUCGACGGUAUCAUUCGAAAGGAUAAUGGCUCUCUCUACAAAAUUAACAUUCCUAGUGAUAUCACGGAGAAUGAUAAAAGUAGCGUUAGUAGCCAGGAGUUGAUCGAGUGGAAAGAUGUUGCGAGGCUUCUGGGAGAUAGCCGCUUGAGAUUGAAGGAAGUCAAAACUACAAUUUGCGAUGAGGAUUCGGCACUGAAUGGUCUGAUCAGGUCAUUUUUGGAAGCGAUGAUGCACUCGAGCCUUUCAUCGUGA